AUGCAUAGGAAGGGCAAUGGAGAGCUCCCUUUGCCGGAUGGUUGGGAAGAAGCGAGAGAUUACGACGGUAAAGUCUUUUAUAUUGAUCACAACACCAAGCAAACGAGCUGGAUCGAUCCCCGAGACAGGUUUACCAAACCCCUGACGUUUGCGGAUUGUGUGGGCGAUGAGCUCCCUUUAGGUUGGGAGGAUGCCUAUGAUCCUCAAAUUGGCAUCUUCUACAUUGACCACAUCAACAAAACCACCCAGUUAGAGGAUCCGCGAGCACAAUGGAGGAAGGAGCAGGAACGAAUGCUGAAGGAUUACCUGAUGGUGGCACAGGAUGCGCUCAGCACUCAGAAGGAACUCUACCAAGUUAAAGAGCAAAGACUAGCACUAGCCAUUGACGAGUACAUGCGCCUCAAUGAUGUCUGGAAGGAUAAGUCCAGUUCCCGCACCAGUUUGUUCUCAGGAUCUUCAUCAAGCACAAAGUAUGAUCCCGAUAUCCUUAAGGCAGAAAUAUCAACCACAAAGGUCCGGGUAAACAAGCUGAAGAGAGAACUUUCCCAGAUGAAACAAGAGCUGAUGUACAAAGAGCAAGGAUUUGAAACCCUCCAGGAAAUUGAUCGGAAGAUGUCUGGAGGACAGAGCAGUUAUGAACUGAAAGAGGCCAAAGCCAUCUUAAGUGAGCUGAAAACCAUCAAGAAGGCCAUUAGUACAGGCGAAAAAGAGAAACAGGAUCUCAUGCAGAGUCUUGCCAAACUGAAGGAUCGAUUCCAUUCUAACCAGAGUGUAGGAACCUUCGAGCCAGAUUUGCACUCCAAUCCAGCCAAUUCCCGACUCUCCAUCUCCAGGCAGUGCCUAGACGCUGGCUCACAAACAGAUAUCACUGGUGAUUUUGGCCCAAGAAGCCGAGCCAAUCUGGCUGAGAAGGUCAGGCUGAGUCUUCAGUAUGAAGAGGCAAAGAGGAGAAUAGCAAAUAUAAAAAUCGAAUUGUCAAAGCUGGAUUCCGAAGCCUGGCCAGGGAUGCUUGAUGUUGAACGAGACAAGCUGAUGCUGAUUAAUGAGAAGGAAGAACUCCUGAAGGAACUGCAGUUUGUGACACUACGGAAAUGCUCACAGGAUGAGCUGACACGGCUGGAGGCAGAAAGGAAGCGAUUGGAAGAGGAGCUUCAUUCUGCACCAAACGCACCCAGUGAAGCACUGGCUGAGAGACUAAAAUUACAAGAGAAGAGGAAGGGGCUUGUGCAACAGCUUGAGGAUGCGACGCAACUAACCAUGUCUCUACAUUCACAACUUAAAAGCCUUUCAGCAAGCACACUGUCGGUCUCGUCUGGAAGCAGUCUGGGGUCACUGACAUCAAGCCGGGGGUCCCUCAACACUUCCAGUAGGGGAUCUCUAAACUCGCUCAGUUCCACUGAACUUUAUUACAGCCAGCCAGAUCAAACACCUGACCUGGACUACCAGUACAAACUAGACUUUAUGCUGCAAGAAAAAGCCGGUUACAGUCCUUCAGGGCCCAUAACCACCAUCCAUGAAAACGAGGUGAUAAAAUCCCACAAAGAGCCACGCUAUGAGGACUCUGCUGGCUCCUCUACUUCAGGACAUGCUGUGAAAUCUUUAGUUGAGGCUCCCAAAUCAGUAACCUCAUUGUCGUCCAGAUCUUCGCUUUCUUCCUUGUCUCCUCCCAGCUCACCGCUGGUCUCGGAUGCAGUAUUUUUGUCUUUAACACAAGAGUCGCCUUUGCACCACCUGAUGACGGACUUUGAAGACUGUGAAUUGCACCGUGGUUUUGCAAAUCUUGGCCUCUAUGGCAAUAGUGACAGCCAAAUGUUGCUGGAACCUGAGCAGACCAGCAGGACACAAACGCCCUACCUGAGCAUCGUGUCAGGGAUUCGAAGCAGAACUGGACAAUACCUGAAUGAGGCUAAAGUCCUUAAUGACGAAUUGGCCGUUCCUCUUUCUACGCUAAAUGAAAGCAUUGCAGGUGUUGAUUUAGAACGAGGAGCAGUGGGACAUCUACUUGAAGAGAAAACAGCAUGCGUUUCUGCUGCCGUUUCUGAUGAAUCUGUUGCUGGAGACAGUGGGGUGUACGAGGCUUCUGUCAAACGGCCAAAUGAAACUGAAGAUGCCAUUUAUGAUGAAGAUGAGCCUUCCACAUUAGAGGCAGCUCAAAUCCAGAUAGGACUGAAGUACGAUCCCACCAGUGCAAGUUUUAUUAUAAUCAUCGUGCAGCUGAGAAAUCCGUCUGCCCUCCUCGUGCCAUCUGGGUGCAAGGUGUACAUUAGAGCUGCAUUGCUUCCGAGCUCGUGUGACUCCAGCAGCCUUUUCCGGACAAAGGUUCACAGCAUUGCAGAGAGUCUCAUGUUCAAUGAGGUGUUCAGGGUAGCCAUUACCCAAGCUGCUUUACAUCAGAAGACGCUACGAGUUGAUGUUUGCUCUGUGGGGAAGACGCAGUUGGAGGAUUGUCUGGCUGGAACCCAAAUCAGUCUGGCGGACCUCUCCAGCAAUGGUGAGACUUCGACAAGCUGGUACAACAUGCUACAUUACAAGAACAUGAACAUUCAUAAUUCAAAGAACAAAGCACAAACUGAAGAAGCCUCACUGACACCUCAGCCUUGCAGCACUAUAGACAAGUUCCAUUGCCUUUCUUCUCUUCAUAUCCAGCAGGAUGCUGUAUCUGCACUGCUGGAGAGGACAUCUGUUGAGCUGCAAGCUGUAGAACAGGAACUGGCUACAGAGGACGGAGAUGGUGCAGCAGGCGAAGACUGGCUGGAGAUGCUAGUGGAAGAUACUGCUGAGGCACAGGAAGAAGGAAAGGGCAUUGGCAAAGAGGCAGAGGUGGAAGAGGAUGCUGUGGAACUAGUUGAAUUGCAAGAAAUUCCCCAGAGUAUGAGUGAUGAAGAAAGAAGUGAUGUGAUGGAGUCACACAUAGUGCUGCAAACUCUGGUUGACAAGGAAAUGAACACGGAGGAGGCUGUGAUGGAGUGUGUGGCUGUCAGGCCUAAGGACAGGACCAACCUGAACAAUAGGCAAAAGCAUUUUGUGAGGAACAGUAUGAUUGUAAGAUCCCAAACCUUUUCUCCAGGAGAAAGAAAUCAGUACAUUUGCAGGUUGAAUCGAAGUGACAGUGACAGCUCAACAUUAGCCAAAAGGUCGCCUUUCGUGCGUAAUGCCAUGGAACGGCGAAGCUUGCGAGUUAAAAGGACCCUCUGCCAACCGGUUGUGAGAAGAACUGCAGAGCACCCCAUCCGCACCUCUCUCGACUUGGAGCUGGAUCUUCAAGCAACACUGACGUGGCAUAGUCGUUUGAAUGAUGAGCUACAAGUGCUCAGGGAACUGAAAAAUAGGUUGGAGGAGGUGAAAGCUAAGGGGGAGACAGAACUGCCCACAUGGGUGCUGGAGGAUGACAGGUUCCAGAAGCUUUUAAAACAAGCAGAAAAACAGGCUGAACAAACAAAAGAAGAACAAAAGCAGGAGUGGAGGGCUGAGAAGCUGAUGAGAAAGGCCUCAAAGGAGGUGUGCAGGCUACGAGAGCAGAGCCAGAAGAUGCCACUGCAGGUCCAGUCAUUCAGGGAGAAGAUGGCGUUUUUCACCAGAGCAAAGAUCAGCAUCCCAUCACUACCUGCUGAUGAUGUAUAAUUAGUCUAUCAUGUAGAUUACAAAGUACUUUUCAGCAUUUUAGCAGAUUUUGAUAGUUAGCUGGCUAAAAUCUUUUCAAACAUUCUGGCAAUAUAGAUAAUAACGUCUUUGUAAAAUAAUUGUAAUUGAAUAUCCUUGUAUGUAAAAAAAAACAUUUUUUUGUCAGAGAAAAACUAAAGUAGUGUAACUCUGAAGCAGUCAUGCUAAUUUUGUACAGUUUGUAUGUAUUUUUUGGUUUGCUUUUAUUUUGUAAAGAUGGGAUACAGGAAUGGUAGCAGUUCAGAAAAAUGUAUUCUGUUGAACAGCGCUGCAUUUUAGAAGAAAACAUCCCCACACCCCCACCCUCUCCCACCACACCUCUCCUGUUCAACAGAAGAUAUUGUAUUCUUUGUCAAUGUUUGCAUAAGAUCAGACUGUGAUUGUGGCUGUGAGCCACGGAAUAUUUUUGUACAAGGGGUGUGAAGCUGUUGGGGUUUUUUUUUGAUGUGUGUUCUUCUUGAUUCUGUGACGACAUUUUUUUGAGACCAGUGCUUGCACUGUAUUCACCUCCCAGCUAUGCCUCAAGGUUUUUUUUUUCCUCCUCCUCCCAUCCCUUCCCCAAACAAAUCCCCCCCCCACCCCCAUAUUUCUGUUCUCACCCCUGCACAGGGUGGAAUGGCCUUGUUGGUGCUGAGCCUAAAACUCCUUCUUAUGUGAACUUUACAGUAUUUUCCAUUGAUCAAUCUCAGUUGUUUUUGUUCUCUGGAGUUGGAGGCAACAUCACACCUCUGUGACCUUGUGAAUGUGUGCUGCUGCCGCUGCUGCUACUGCUCUUCCUUUCACAAAAGCAAAAUUAAUCAUUUCACCCUUUAAGUACUGCUUUUAGUUUGGAGAUUUUCAACUAUGUACUUUUGAUUGGAGAAUAUCUGCAGGGCUGGUUUUUUCAUAAACUUCCAGCGAUGAAUAUUACUAACGCAAUUGGGGAUUUUAAUUGCAUUGGUUGAGGUAGGAUCUCUAACAUGCCAGCUUAAAAUAUGUGAUACAUUUUUUUUUCUGAAAGUUUGUUUUUUUUAGAGCCGUUCCUGGAAACUCCCCAAAACAAGGGCAUUCUACCUUUAAAAUACACAGAUCCUUUAUUAAUUCUAUAAGUCCAUGGAACUAGGCCACACAGACCUGGAAGACCCCAGAUUCUAUUCCCAACCUGUGCCAAAUGAGUUAAUCUCUCCCAGACCGGCAUUUGCAGGUAGUUUCAUCUUACCUGGUCAUUAUGUAGCAUGAAGUUGUAAGCAUAUUCUUCUAGAAUAUAUUGACAAUGUUGCUACACAAAGUCACCAGGUAGAGAGGCAGGGAAACAUAAAACAGGAAUCCCAAUCUUGAUUGCUAUCCUGUGAAUCCCGACUAACUGGAAAGAGUACAUGAGUGGAUUUGAAUGAGGUUGGAUGCAGCUCCCCUUUCAACAUCAUCAAAUGAUCUGCCAACACUCACGGCCUAGGUUGACACAUAACCAGUUGGGCAGAGCUUCCUGUUCAGGUGGGUACCAUACCAUGGUACAAAUCAGUGGCUUCAGGGAGGAGCAAAGAAAAUUGAUAGGUGUGAAGAAAGGAAUUAAACUCCCUCACACCCCAUUUUUCUUAAGUACAUUUCUGAAUAAAUGUAAGUAAAAUAUAAACCAAAUGGCAUUACAGGCAAAAUAAUAUGUAGAAUAAAAAAUGUCCAAGGAUGCAGUUGAACAGCAGCUUCCAUGAACAAUCCUAACUUUUCAAAAGGUUUGCUCUUGUGAUGCAGACAACACUGAUGAGGCCACAUUUAUGGCCUUUCCAAAAGCUAUUGUUUGUACAACUGAGUGUCUUGCUAGGCCAUUAAAAGUCAAUUAUCCAGAGUGGGUCUAGAGGCCCAUGUGGGCCAGACCAGGUAAGAGUGGCAGGCUCCCUUUUCCUGAAGGACAUUAGUUAUCAUUUGGAUUUUUACAACAAUCUGACAGCCUUCGUGGGAAUUUUUCUGGUGUUAGUCAGAUCACUGAAUCCAGUUCCAAAACUGGUUGCAGCAGAAUCUAAAAUCGUGACUUCAGGAUUGAUAGUCCAGUGGUACAAACAGUACAUCACUGUAAUGCAAGGAACUAAGAGCUUUAUCCUCUGAUCAUCCUUUUUUUUUAGGUUAUAUGUAUAAUAUUUUAACUACAUACCUUACUGAACAAAAUAGGGUUAAAAAACAACCAAAAAUGGAUUGUUGUAGUUUCAUCUUACCUGGUCAUUAUGUAGCAUGAAGUUGUAAGCAUAUUCUUCUAGAAUAUAUUGAUAAUGUUGCUACACAAAGUCACCAGAGCACCUCUUCCCCCAUUGGGGUUGGGCAGGUGGCGGUCAUUUGCGGGGGAUGGGGUGGAAACAGAGGAUGUGUACUGAUAAACAAGCAGCAUCAGGCAAAAAAAGCUGUCAAAGCUAUAACUUUCUAAACAAGAGCUAAAGGUAUCCCAGUGUCUGAAUGUAGGAUUUAUUUGGGGGGGUGGGGGUGGCGGUCAAGUAUUCUGCAAAUACCUUGUUAAGUGCCAUGUUCUUUCUAUUAAAUUGUUAACAAGUCAAACAUACUGUUUAAUCAUGAAAUCUUACAGCACAGAAACAGGUCAUUUGGCCUGACAAGUCUAUGACGGUAUUUUAUUCCACACGAGCCAACUAGCCUAAUAUCACUCUCCAUCUCUUAUGUCAUGCCCUUCGAUCUUCUUCUACUUCAACAAUGGUUUGCAGUAGUCUUGACCACCCACUGUGAAUCUUUUCUAGUGUCUAAUCGGGUAUAUAAAUUAAUUCAGGAAGGAAAAAAGACUUGGGCAUGAAUUAAUGACGAAAUAGUGAUGUCCUGCUCUUGACUAUGGUAUUUCUGAAGAAAAAGAACUGGACAUUUAACUUCUGUUGGCAAAUACCAGCUGGAUAGCACUGGAGGCAUGAAUUGAAACGUGGCAAGGCAUACUUGUGUCUCUCAUGGUGUUCACUCAUGUUUCAGGUUACCUUAUGUUUCUGGGAAGAUGGUGCCCGAAAAUAAAAUGCUUUUCCUUUGGAUGUGUGCCAUCUUCUUUCACAUAGUAUUACUCUCCUCUCCCAUGUUGACAGUACUUUUACUGCAAGGACACCCUUGUUUUCUUCUAUCUUCACUUGUAUUUGACUACUAGAAGGUGUGCCACUAACAUCUUAAAAGGUCAACAUUAAGCUGGAAAUUCUUUGACUAUUUAAUGUGGAGCUAAAUGAAGUAAUGAAGGAUACUGUUUCAGCUUGCAUGUGUAUGUCUGAUAUGUAAAAAAUGAAGUAUUUACAGUGAUAUUCUUAGAAUUGUGCCUUUUAAGCCUCCUGUUUAUUUAUUACAGUCUUAUUUAUGUUUUGUUCUGUGUAGUUCAGUUCUGGACAUUUUUUCCAUUCUUUUUAAGACUGCAGUUGGUAUAUUCUGAUGUUUAGAGUUAUUUUUGUAGGAACAGCUAAAUAUAUUCACAGAAUAUUGGAAAUGAGGAAAGCAAUUCAAUGGGUUAGCAGUUACUAUCUUGCCACUUUUAGAAUGUGCUUUGUAUUUUUCAAAGCAGUACAGGGUGGGAUCUCUGCACAAAUAAAUAAAGUUUCAGGCUGGAAUUGUGAGUCUUCAAGACACUCUUCUGUCAGCAUUUUAUAGGAUGUAAUGGUUCAUUCAUUAAAGGCCUUAUUAUUAGUCUUGAAUUGUUAACAUUGAAGAAGUCAGGUUUUUGCAUUUGAAAUUAAGGUUUAACUUGUGAAGUAGGCUGUUUCCAUCAGAAAACGUGUGGCAGCUGUUAUCAUAGUAGAUAUUCAAUAAGGAAAUCACUGAAGUCAAAUUUGUUCUUGACAUUUAUAUCUUAUUUUUUGCUAUGACACAAUUUUAUACAAAAAAUUUCUUAAUCUUUCUAUACAUCUAUAGAAGUAUUAAUUUAUUUCCUGCAUUUUACACACUAAUGUAAUAUAUAAAUGUAGGUGCACCAUGGUAAACCAUACUAAUCAAUGGAGUGCUAAUGACUACAACUGACUUUACUGAAUCUUCCGCUGUGAUUUUUUUCUGUAUAAAAAUGAAGAAAAAAACUUUAUAAGGAUAUUUUAUCUUUCAUAUUGAAUACCAUUAAAAUGAAUAUAAAAAUGUGACUUAUGCAGCCACAAGUGUUUAAUCGAACAACAUAGUCUUAUCAAAGAUGGUACCUGAAAUGUUUCUUGGGGUCUUAAUUCCAACCGUUUUUUUGGAAAUUGAGAGAACACAUUUGUCCUCAAAUGCUCAGAACUGAACUAGCUAGCCGAACAUGUUUCCCUCAGAUUAUGGUUUUCAUUCUAAUUUUAGAUCUCCUGUAGUGUACAAAUAAACCAUCAUGUUGAGUAUUGUGGUCUAUGCACUUUUCCACAUGUUUCAGUGAUUGAUUAAAAAAAAACAAUUUUUGAAG
Carcharodon carcharias (great white shark) is the source of this 8014-nucleotide messenger RNA. RefSeq names its product protein WWC2-like. Gene Ontology annotation, molecular function: molecular adaptor activity; kinase binding. Lineage: Eukaryota; Metazoa; Chordata; Chondrichthyes; Lamniformes; Lamnidae. The coding region runs from base 1 to 3621 and encodes 1206 amino acids. The record is from RefSeq and is a predicted model, not a curated record. The transcript is spliced from 23 exons. Gene Ontology annotation, biological process: cell migration; regulation of hippo signaling; regulation of DNA-templated transcription. Gene Ontology annotation, cellular component: cytoplasm.